Messenger RNA from Rotaria sp. Silwood2, 918 nucleotides. The record is from the annotation of a GenBank genome assembly. NCBI's taxonomy places the organism in Eukaryota, Metazoa, Rotifera, Eurotatoria, Philodinida, Philodinidae.
AUGGUUACUUUGGUGUCACAUAUAUCAAAUUAUUUCGAACAAUUUAAUAGUUCAUUAACAAAUGAUUUGAAAUCAACAACACAUGAUCUUUCAUCAGAUAAAACACCACUUACAUAUUAUGUAUUUGAUUUUGAACGAUAUAGUGAUAAAAUAAGUGCAUUACAUGAUUUACGUUUAUUUAUGAUUGAACGUUGGCAUAAUAGUUUUUUCUAUGCUAUUGCAUAUUUAUUAUUAAUUUAUGCUGGUCAAAUUUAUAUGAAGAAUAAGCCUCGAUUUGAAUUACGUUUUUGGUUAGCUGCAUGGAGUGCAUUACUUGCUUUAUUUUCUAUAUUUGGAGCAAUUCGAGUUUUACCAGAAUUGAUUUAUGUUAUUUAUAGACAUGGAAUAAAAUAUUCUAUUUGUAAUAAUUCAAAUGCAUUUGGUGUUGUAGGAUUUUGGACAUGGGCUUUUUGUUUUUCAAAAUUACCGGAAUUAAUCGACACAGUUUUUAUAGUUCUUCGCAAACAACCAUUAAUAUUUCUUCACUGGUAUCAUCAUGCAUCUGUAUUAGUUUAUUGUUGGUUUAGUUAUCAAGAUUACAGUUCAACAGGACGAUGGUUUUGCGGAUUGAAUUAUGUUGUUCAUGGAGUUAUGUAUUCGUAUUAUGCAUUCCGUGCUAUGAGAAUUCCUAUACCACGUUGGGUAUCAAUGAUAGUAACAUUACUUCAAUUAAUACAAAUGGUUGUUGGAUGUUUUAUUAAUAUUAAAGCCUGGGAAUAUAAAAAGAAUGGUGAAUCAUGUCAAGUCACUGAUGAAAAUUUAAAAGUAUCAUUUGUUAUGUACGGAACAUAUUUCGUAUUAUUUGCCCAUUUUUUUCUUGGUUCAUACAUCUAUAAAAAAUCUCAUGGAAAAAAUCAAAAAGCCAAAAAAGUCAAUUAG